GAAAAUAAUGAUAUUAAUAUUAAUAAAUUUGAAAUUAGAAAAAAACAUAAUAUUACUUUGGGAAAUGAUGAACGAUUUAAACUUGAUAAACGUUUUAUAGAAGAUGAUCAAAAAUUAAAUAAAAAUAUUACUAUAAAUAAUAAUGAAAUUGAUUUAUUAAAAGAAAAGGAAUUACAAUUAGAUAUAUUAGAAAAUAUUUUGGGAGUACCAGUUACUUUAAAAAAUGAAAAUAUAAAUAAGAAUGUAAAACUUUUAAAAAAAGAAAUGAUUAGAUAUGAUCCUACAGAAAAUGAUCAUAAAGAAUAUGAAAUUAAUAUAGAGAAAUCUGAAUUAGAAACCAAGAGAGAUAAAAAAAAAAAAAUAAAUAAAGUUAAAGUCUUAAAUGAAAAUCCAUCUAUAGAGGUGUCCAAAGAUCUAUAUUUUUCAAUAUCAGAUUCAUUAUCAAAAAGUUUCAAAGAAGAAGGACAAUUUAGUUUACUAAAUACAUAUAGAAAAAAAAUAGAUGAGGAAAAAAGAAAUGAUAAUGAUAAUGAUAAUGAUAAUGUGUCAAAUAUGUCAUUAAAACCUCAAAAGAUUCAUUUUGAUUUCAAUUCAAAGAAGCCAUUUAAAUAUGAUUCUUCUGAUAAUGAAGACAAUAAUAAACAAGAAUAUAUAAAUAAUAAACAAUAUAUACAUCAUGAAAUUAAAGAUACAAAUAAAUUUUUCUUUGACAUUAAUGAUAUUUGUUUUAAUGAGGUAGAAAAUUUUUUUUCAAAAGAACAUGUAUCAGAAGAUACAUUUAAAGAACUUAGACAAGAAUUAAAACAAAUUGUACGCUCAAAAAUUCGAAAAAAUUUGAAAAAGAAACAAUCGUGGGGAUAUAAAAAGAAAAUAAAAAAAAAAUAAAUAAUAAAUAAAUAAAAAGAAAAUAAAUAAAUAAUAAAAAGAAAAAAUCUUUAAUGUAUAUUUUUAUUAAGAUUUUAAAUAUGUAUAAGAUAUUAAAUUUAUAAUGUUUUUAAAAAAGAGAAAUAAAAUUUUGUAUGAAGGUAUCAUAUAGAAUAUCUCAUAUAAAAUACAAAAUAUCACUUUUUUAAUAUGA
This is a messenger RNA of Apis mellifera (honey bee), 1078 nucleotides long. RefSeq names its product probable RNA-binding protein CG14230. The record is from RefSeq and is a predicted model, not a curated record. NCBI's taxonomy places the organism in Eukaryota, Metazoa, Arthropoda, Insecta, Hymenoptera, Apidae. The annotation marks the transcript as partial. The transcript has 5 exons.